Messenger RNA from Salvelinus namaycush (lake trout), 3139 nucleotides. RefSeq names its product cyclin-G2-like. Gene Ontology annotation, cellular component: cyclin-dependent protein kinase holoenzyme complex; cytoplasm; nucleus. The coding region runs from base 1200 to 2213 and encodes 337 amino acids. The transcript is spliced from 8 exons. Gene Ontology annotation, biological process: mitotic cell cycle phase transition; regulation of cyclin-dependent protein serine/threonine kinase activity. Gene Ontology annotation, molecular function: cyclin-dependent protein serine/threonine kinase regulator activity. The record is from RefSeq and is a predicted model, not a curated record. Lineage: Eukaryota; Metazoa; Chordata; Actinopteri; Salmoniformes; Salmonidae.
AAUGAGAUGUUCGACGAGCAGGUGUCCACAUACUUAUGUAGUGUAGCUAGCUAACGUUAGUCAGGUUAAUUUACUUACUUGUUGUUGGAAUCUCGUGCAAUAAACCAUCAAACAAUUCAGAGGAUUUGUAAAUACAUAAAUUACUAUCUUUGGAUAUGGAAUUUUGAAAUCCAGAUGACAUUAUUAGUUGGUUAGCUAGCUAGCCGUAUGGGAUAGCAUGUGGAAAUCAACCAGCGCCUGCAAGCAACAAGUAGUAGCGAAGCUUCAUCCCCAUGGAAACUGUUGAUUUCGCGCUUUCUUCACUCAGAGUUGGUGGAUUUUAGAAACAGGAACUCCCCAAAGUUGUUGCUAAAUCUGGACGUUUGUAGAUACCAUCUCAAGAACAAACAGAAAUAUGGUUACUUUUCCGUUAAAACAAAAUAUUGAAGGGUAGUAAAACAAAAGUCCGUCGGUCGUCACUAGUUACCACAGCCAUUAAGCCAUAUGCCGCGUUCAACACAACUGGGAACUCGGAAAAAUACAAGGUCAAAUCAUGACGUCAGUAAUCUUCAGGCCGGAAAGUCGGCGCUCGAGAAAGAGGCCCGAGUUGGAUGACCGUCCAAAUCGAUAUUUUUCCCAAUCGGAGAUUCCCGAGUUCCCAGUUGUUUUGAACACGUCAUGGUAAUUCGGAAAUCUUCGACGUCCGACUUCAGUGCGUUCAAAAUAUCUGGGAACUCGGAAAAAACGAGCCCCGAUUGGGAACAAUCGAUUUGAACGGAUUUCCAACUCUUUCUAGACCUGAAGAUUCCUGACGUCCAUUACGUAUUUUUCCGAGUUCCCAGUUGUUUUGAAUGCAGCAUAUGAUGCAAACCCUGUCCAUCGUUAGCCUACAACGUGUCGUCAUCCACUGGUGCAAGAUGGAUGUUGUAGUCUCGCAGUUUGUUUAGACAACGACCCUAUGAUCCUUCCGCAUUUCAGAUGGAAAUGAUCAACACCAACAUCAGGAGAUGACAAUUUAGGAACUAUCUUGUUAAUUUACGUUAUAGCUAACUAAUCGAUUACACUUUGUUGUAAACGAAAUGGAAAUUUGAAUACUGAGUUGCUAUAUUUUCAUAAAAUCGUCUUGUUUCAAGCGUUUGGCAAAGUAAGACAUGUCUCUGUCUUGUUAGCUAACGUUAAUUAGCUGGUACUAGCUUGUUGACCCAGUGUUUUGCAGAUGGAUGCAAGAUCUUCAAUACCUUGACAAUGAAACAUGUUGGCUUGUCAAAGAGCUGAAGUCAAACAUUUCUCAAGAAUCAUACUUUUUACCUAGGGAAACUGGCCUGAAUAUAAUGGAGUCUGCAGCAGAGAAUCACAAUGGAGUCUCUGCAAAAUGCAGAAAUGCCAAAGUUGAAGACUUGUGGAGCCUGACCAGUUUCUUUGGUUUCAGCACCCAGACAUUUGUUCUGGCUGUCAAUCUACUGGAUAGGUUCUUAGCCAUUAUGAAGGUCCAACCUAAGCAUCUGCCUUGCAUUGGAGUCUCCUGUCUCUAUAUUGCUGCCAAAAUGGUUGAGGAUGAGUGUAACAUCUCACCCACCCAUGAACUCAUCCGCAUCAGCCAAAGCAAGUUCACUGUUUCUGACCUCAGCCGCAUGGAGAAGAUCAUCUCUGGAAAACUCAAUUUGGAGCUCAAAGCCGUCACAGCCUUAACCUUUUUACACUUAUACCAUGCUGUCAUCGUAUCACUUACAUCAGAAAGGGAGGAGAUCCCAAGCAUUGGGAGACUGGAAGCCCAGCUAAAAGCCUGCUUAUGUCGGCUUAUUUUCUCUAAAGCAAAACCAUCGGUGCUGGCACUGUCUGUCAUUUGUCAGGAGUUUGAAGCCCUCCAGUCUCUUGCCAUGUUGGAAAUUGUCCAAGAAGUCCAAAGGCACCUAAAGAUUGUUGACAGUGAGUUACUCUACUGGAGAGGACUUGUGGCCAAAUGCAUGACUGAGUACAGCUCAAGUGAAUGUAACAAACCAGACAACAAAAAACUGGUGUGGAUCGUUUCCAGACGAACUGCCCAAAAUUUGCACGCUAAUAACUUCAGUGUCCCUGAACUGCCGACCAUUCCAGAGGGGAGCUGGGGUGAAAGUGAGAGUGAGGAUUCCUGUGAGGACAUGAGCUGUGAAGAGGACAGCCCGUGCAGCUCUCCUGGCAGCGACGAAAAGGGAGCCUUCUUCCCCAUAGAGUUUCGCAACCAGGGCAGAAAAUGAUACUCCCUCUUUUUGAUGAGCUGAAACUUGUGAUUGAGAUUAUGUAACCAGGGUGCUAACUGUAACUUUCCCUAAAUGUAAUGUUUCCCCUUCCUUGUAGUCAUGAUUCAGAACCAAAUUGUUUCUUUCACUUAGCAUACUGUAUGUGUGACAGACUGGUAUCAAACUCGGGUUGCCUGCGAGCCUUGUUAGCCCUCUCCACUAAAGCCUAGGUGUGGACAUAAGUCUUCCUGUCUAAAGCUAGGUUACUGAUCACGGGAGAUUAGUCCAACAAACCUCUGCUACAAACAUAUGUAUUCUGGAAAUACUGAACAACAGGCCCUAUCAAGUGCCUGUGUUAGUCCAUGUGCUGUUUUUAAACGUUUGUUAUGAUUUUAGAUCUGAGUGAGAUUUAAAUUGCAAUAUCUUGGCAGCUGACUGGCAAUAAGAUCUUUGAAAGCCUUUUUAAAGAUGUUGCUGGUGUCAAUCUAUGUCCAAAUUUGACACAUUCCAGGUGACAUUAAGCACAAUGGUGAAAUUAUUUUCUUCCUAGGAUGUCAAACCUGUGCACUGACUGUUUAAAUCAAUGGGAAAUACCCAACAUAUUGGUACAUUUGUGCAAAAAUGUACCUGUUUUAUAGAAUAAUAUUCAUGUAAAAGCUUCCUAUACACCACGUUAUUGUAAUGUGUUCGUAAGAUUAUAUGCAGGAUGAUACUGUAUUCUAUGAAUGGUGACUUGUAUGUAAAUGUGAUUGUGUUCGAGAAUGAUGGGGAUUGUUGUCUAUUGAGAUUCAGUACAUGUGCAAAAUAUUUAUAUUUAAACAAAUAACAAUGUACAUAAAAUGAAGAAAGUUGUAUCAUGCUUUGUGAAUAGGCCAUCUUAUGUUACUGUAUAUCAACAUUGUUAGAAAUGAACCAAGAACCCAACAAAUAAAAGAGUAUUUUUA